Protopolystoma xenopodis is the source of this 282-nucleotide messenger RNA. Lineage: Eukaryota; Metazoa; Platyhelminthes; Monogenea; Polystomatidea; Polystomatidae. The record is from the annotation of a GenBank genome assembly.
AUGAGCACAUGUGUUCCUGCGAUCUUCGUUUCAAAGGUUGCAGAUAACUCGUUUGAUUUACCAGAAGCCACGGUUUUAAUACAGGUAAGCAUGCAUGGUGGCAGUCGGCGUCAAGAGGCCCAACGAUUGGGUCGGAUUCUACGUGCUAAGCGGGGUAUGGAUGCUGACGUCUACAACGCUUUCUUUUACUCCUUGGUCUCGCAGGAUACUUGUGAAAUGCAGUACGCUCUUAAGCGACAACGCUUUUUAAUGAAUCAGGGCUAUGCUUAUAAGAACUUUUAA